GUUUCGGACUUCGGUGUUUAUUUAGGAAAACUUUGGUUUUUAUUGUUUUAAUGAUUGAAGUAUUGAAUUUAACUGAUAUAUUUAUGAUAUUGUAUGUCUAGCAUUUCUAGCAAUAGUUAACCAUGAAAAGCAAACCAGUAAAACACAAAACAACAAAUACUUUUCGUUUUAUACCAUUUGCUGAACGUAUAAAUGCAAUUGAUGUCCGUCAUGCAGCUCUAUACCAUAUUGAGAAUGUGUAUGCAAGCCAGCCAAAUGAAAAUGAGAGCCACUUCCACCUGGCGAUUCAGAAAUGGCAUGGUCUCAACUUAACAGAGAAAUUUAAAAAGUUUAAGAAAGAAGUCUAUGGCAUAGUAACAGUACCCCAGCUCAUACACAAGAAGGAUGAGGUUUUACAAUUAUUGGAAAAUUAUUUGAAACUAGAAGACCAGUUGUGCCUGCAACCAUUACUAGAAAUUUUAGUAUCACUCGCAAAGGACCUAAGAAUAGAUUUCUAUCCACAUUUUCCAAAAUUUUUAGACAUACUUAUAGAUUUAUUGAAUACAAAAGAUGCAGAAAGGUUAGAAUGGACCUUAGUAUGUUUAGCCUUUUUAUUCAAGACAUUGAAGCCUUAUUUGAAGAAGGACAUUGGUGUUGUUCUAACAAGGAUUAUUCCAUUACUAAGCGAGGCACAUCCACAGUAUAUUAAUAAUUUUGCAGCAGAAAGCUUUGCAUUUGUUGCUAGAGAUAUCAGAGACAAAAAGAAGUUUAUUGAUCUAAUUCUAAAUUACCUUCAGAUAAAUGAUAAUGCAAUAACAGGUUGUGGGCAUCUAAUAUUUGAAAUAGUAAGAGGUGUUAGCAACAAAUUCCACAGUUGCAUUGAAAGCUUUCUGCCAGUUCUACUGCAACAUCUUAAAGAACGGAAAGAGCAUCAACAGAUUCUGUUUAAAGUCUUAACACAAACAACAGAGGACUGCUUGCAAAGCAUAUCUUCUAAAGAGUUUAAUAUAUUCUGGACAAGUAUACAGAAUUUUACUGAAGAUAUAUUAAAGGAAGAUGAAAGUAAUGCUGGACUUGAGUAUAUUUUGAGAUUAGCUGGACAAGUGAUAGAACAUCAGCAUGGAAAAUACUUAACAAAUCCACAACAAUUUGCUUUACUAUUAGUAAAAAUUAUUUGUGAACAGUCCUCAGAAACAGUAUUAGAAGUAUGCUCACAAAUUGGUGCUCUUAUGCUACUUUCAAAUAAUAUUACUCUGUCCCAAGAACAUGCAGGAAUAAUAGUCAAAGUACUUCUACCGUUACCUUAUCCAAAUAUCUUAAUUGGUUUCGUACAAAAUGUCAUUCAUUAUUCCCAAUUUGAUAUGCACAUUUUACCAGCAUUUAUUAAGUUUGUAAUACAGUCAAAGUUUGAUAGUGAUGCAAUGACAACUUUAUCCAAAAUAUGUCUCACAAAGUCGCCUUUAUCGAAAAGUGGCUUGAAACUAUUUGAAUGGGUAAAAUACCCAAUCGAUUUUGGUAUUGGACUUCCUAAAUUAAUGGAAUAUGUUGAAAAUAUUCUAAAUGGUGAUUUAGAAUGUAUUGUAGAAAAUCCGACAAACUUGAUGAAUUUGUUGUUUUGUUUACCACACAUAGAGAAACUUAAUGUAGAUUUUUGUAUCAAGAAGCUAAGUGAACUUGUAUCAAAAUUUCUAAAGGUCUUGACAAGUUAUUAUCUGGAAGGGCAAGUAAAUGAAAACAAACUACACUGUGAUGUGACUCCACUAUCUAAAUGUGCUAGAAAAGUUAUAUUCCUUUUAGCCAACAUUUUAGAAUGUGCUAUUCAUAUAUCUAGCUGUAAAAGAUUAAAAGAUAUAUGUGAAAUAGAAAUUUUACUGCCCAUAAUGUUGCCAUGUGCUGCCAACCCAAACUAUCUUGUGGCAUUAAAUCUUCUUGAUUUGUAUUUAACAGCAUAUGAACAUGAAAAUGGUUUAACAUACCCAUUUUUAUCAUUAGUAGAUUCAUAUCUAAGACCAAAUGUAUCAUCACCCUUUCAUAUUGUGAGACUUCUUACCACGCAUAUUUAUAAAUUAUUCGAAAACAUUGAAGAACUAAAUAAAACGGUUCAAGUUGGCGGAGAUACUGAAAGGUUUUCAGUGUUCAGUAAAUGUUACACUGUUGAAUCCAUAUCACCUUCAAUACAGGAAUACAGAUUGCAGAUAAGUCUGCUACAAAAGAUAGCUUUUAACACAAUUCAAUAUGAGCUAGCAAAAGAAACGGAUUUUCAUCUUUAUGCUCUAAAUUACAUGUUGGGGACUUUGUAUAUCAAUUUCAAACUACUUUGGGAACCUGUAGUCGAAUUUAUCGCAGGUUACGGUAAUGCUCUAAACGCAGACGACUUUUGGCCUACAUUUUAUAAAGCACUUGAAUGUUCAUUUGCUAAUGCAAAAAAUAAACUAAAAAUAUUUAUGUUUGAGGAUGAUAUUGAAAGUGAUAAUAAAGUUGUAAAGGAACUUUAUGUAGAGUAUACGAGCAUAGCUGAAAGACCAGAUGUAUAUAAUUAUAGAAACCUAAUGUUAAAAGUAAUGACAAAUUGUAUACAAGUAUGUGAAGCGCGGAAUAGAGAUGUUGUUGUCCUAUUCUUGAACUUCAUAGAUGAGGAAUAUAAGAAAAAUGACGCUGGUAGUGCUCUUAAAAUCGAUAUUGAAGUACAUAACAAAGAUCCUGUGGACACUGAAAAUACACAAGAAGAAGAAACCCCUACAGAAGACUUAAUUGAAGAAAUCCCUGAAGAAGAAAAUCCAAAGGAUUCAAUUUCGGGCAAGAUUAUAUUUAAAACGCUAAUUAAUAUUAUGCAAGUAUUGUCACAAUUUAAAAAUCCGAGGGCUCUUCACAAAGAACCAGUUUUCUGGGAGUUAUAUAUGGAUUUUUUAAAGAACAAGAACCCUGGGCUGCAAAAGUACGCUCUAGAUUGUGUACUUAAUUAUAAGAAUAAAAGUAUUACUCCAUACAAAGCAAAUUUGCACAAUUUAGUUGAUGAAAAUAAAUUUAAAGAUGAACUAACUCAGUUUAAAAUUUCUGAUGAUUCCCAAGCCAUACAACCUGAAUAUAGAGAACAUGUAAUACCAAUAGUACUACGCAUAUUGUAUGGUAAAAUGACGUCAAAAUUAGGUGCAGAUAAAAAAGGAGGAGGACAAACAAGAAGGUCUUUAGUAAUGCGGUAUCUAAGUGGUUGCAAUGAAAAUGAACUGAAAAUGUUCAUCGAAAUGGCAUUCUCCUACAUGAAAGAGUACAUGACAAUGAAACCUAAACAAAUAUAUUUAGAUAUUUUUAAUAACUUAAAUCUGAAGUCAGUUACAAGCCAAGGAAAAUUACAUAGUAUUUUGAACUUGUUUGAUGUCGUACGAGAAUAUUUUGGAGGUUUUAUGCGCGACGAAUUUCUUUCUCAAUUUUUAAAAAUAUUUUUUGCGGUAUGUAGUACCUUAGCCGGUGUUUUAGCACAAGGUGAAAAAGUCCAUGUCGGUUACGUCAAAGGAAUGAAAAGUCUCCGAAUACUUGCGAUCAAUAUUUUGGGUAAAUUAUUUGAUCGGUUUGAAAAAUAUUUGUGGAGCAAAGAAGAGUUAUUCGUAAUCUUUCACACUUUAAUAUUUCCUCUUGCCCCCCGAUUACAUUUUGAGGGUGUUCAUUCCCCAACUGCAUUACUAAAGUUGUUUAAUAUUUGGUGUCAGAAUCCAAGGUAUUAUAUAUUACUUGUGACAUGUUCAGAAGAGGACAACUCUGUUAGUGCGUUGCCAUCAAUAUUUAACCUUUUGUUGGCACCGAAAACAAGUCCGGGGGUAGUCAACAUGAUUUUGGAUAUGAUCGAAAAGCUUUUAACUUUGACGGACGACGAAGAAGAUAAAGAUAUAUCUAAAAUAGAAUCAUUUUGCACACUAAAUUUAAGUAAAGUUGAUCGAAAUGAUAUAAAUUUCGGAAGCAAAAUCUUGAUUCCACAUCUCCCAAGCAUUCUAGAAGUUAUGAAGAGAAGAAUUGCUAAUACAGCAAAAUCUAACACUGUUAACAAGAGAGAUCUUCUAAUAUUGUCCAGAGUAACAGAAAUGGUAAAUUCUCCAGAGAUGUGCGAUGAUUUACUCAAUUUAUUAUUGCCUAUAUUGGUCAAAAAAGUUUGCAUGAAUAUGGCUGAAGAAAAUAUGGAGCAUGCAGUAAACACUAUAAUAAACUUACUUGGACAUAGCACGAAUCCUCAGCGUUAUGUUAAAAAUUUAGCUGUUUUAUUCAAUAAAGUUGGUCCCGUGGAAGUUCGAAAACUUCUGCUUAAAUUAUUGUUCUCUAUAGCAGAAAAUGCUAAGGAAAAUAAAGAUGAAUUAACAAAAUUAGCACACGUGAUAGCAGAAAUGAAUGCUUUUAAUAAAAGAUGGAUCGAGCAACCUGAUUUCGAUCGUCGUUUGGACGCGUAUAAACUGAUUUAUCAAACGCUGGAUGAGAAUGAAAUAAGCGUUGACUUAGCAAUUCUAAUUGUUAACAACUGUUUCUAUUUUAUACGCACUGAAAAAGACAUAGGUUUACGAGAUAGUGCAGGAUUCUGUCUGAAAAAGAUUUUGCCAAAAUUACUCUUAAAAUAUCGAUCAACCCCAGAUGGGCAGUUUUUAGUUCGAGAUACUGUACUCUCAUUAAUAUCCACCGGUAUAAGAGAUUCUAAGAAUGACUUAUUGAGAAAUGAAAGUCUAACACUGCUGGGAGAAUUAGUAAGGGAAUGUCAAGACGCGGAUGUAGUGCUAUCUGAUUUAGCCCCAUUAGCUAACAAAGAAGAUACCGAGGUUGAUUUUUUCGAAAACUCUUGUCAUCUGCAACUUCACAGACGAGUGAGAGCGUUACUAAAGUUCACUAAAGUAGCUAAAAAGAUGACGAAAUGUCCAACACCAAGAACUCUUACAAAUUUUAUCCUACCUCUAGCAUCAAUGUAUAUCUGUGACGAUAAAUACUCCGACAAAAACACCUUAAUCGAUGCUUGUAUAGAUGUGAUUUCUACAUGUUGUCGAUUGUUGCCGUGGUAUCAUUAUGAGGUGUUGCUAAAACUGUAUCUAAACAAAAUACGACAUACGACAGAACAUCAAAAACAGUUAACGCGUAUACUCAUUGGUAUUUUGGACGCGUUUCAUUUUGAUUUUUCGAAAGCGAAGAAUAUUGAGUUGCCUAAAGCAUUGACGGCAAAUAUACGAAACGAAAAGAAAAAUGUAGGUAAAAUGGAGAUAAAAAGUGAAAACGCAAAUGAUCUUAACAUAGAUAAUACAGAACCUUCGCAUGAUUUAGAUGACGAACCAGUUGAAAGUAAAAUUAAGGAUGAAAAUGAGGAAAGAAUUCAAGAUAUGGAGGAUGAAUUCUUAACAGUAGAAGAGAAAGAUGAAGAAGAUCAGGCAAAUCAAGAAAUAGCUAAUAUACCAGCUUAUGAAAGAAUAACUAGUGUGUCUCCAUCGGUUGCUAAUAGAAUAAUUAAAUCGUUGUCAUCUGGAUUAUUACCACAACUUAAUCGAUCUAUUGGAAAAUUAACAGAUCAUGAAGGUUCGCACAAAAUAAACCGAAGGCAUACAAGCAUGGCGCGCUUAGAGGAAGACAUGUUGAGGGUUCCCAUAGCAUUAGCGCUAGUGAAACUACUACAAAGGUUGCCAGGCGAUAUUUUAAAACACCAACUUCCGGGAAUUAUGAUCAAACUAUGUUCUUUCUUGAAGUCGCCAUUGAAACAAAUCAGAAGUGCAGCAAGAGACAUUGUUAAAAAAAUCAUGUUGACAGUUGGGACAUCCUAUUUGGGCAUUUUACUGGAACACUUAACUAUUUUACUAACCAGAGGCUUUCAAGUACAUGUUUUGGUUGCCACAAUACAUACUGUGUUAGAUGCUCUAAAAUCUGAUUUCAAACCUGGCGAAAUUAACGAAAACCUCGAUUAUAUACUUGAUGUUUGCACUAAUGAUCUAUUUGGAUCUUUAUCUGAAGAGAAAGAAGUUGAUAAGUUACACUAUAAGACUCCAGAGGCUAAGCCGAGUAAGAAAAGUUACGUAACUUUGAUGAUUGUAGCACAGAAUGUCACUGAGAAAUGUUUGAUAAACCUCUUAUUACCUUUCAAAGAAGUUUUACAAAAGCAUAACUCCAAAAAGAUUGUUGUGAAAGUCCAAGAAGCGAUGAUGCACAUAUCAAGUGGAUUAGUGACUAACAAGUUUAUUGAUAUCGAAGAUUUGUUUGUAUUCCUCCAUGGCUUGGCAUCAGAAAGUAUACCACAAUUUGUUUUGACGGCUCCUAAGCGUGAAUUAACAGAUGCCCAGAGAGAAAAAAUGCUAAGAGCAAAGCCGAAUUGUUUAAUAAUACCUGAGACACCAAAACGUAACAGAGAGUCCCAAGCAAAGAAUGUUAAGACUUCUACGAAAACAAAUGCUCAUGUGCUCGUGGAAUUUAGCUUGAACAUUUUAUAUGUUAUACUUAAAAGAGAAAAGGUUCCAAGGAUGGAUUGUAAAGCAUUUGUGGAUCCUAUAGUGCCACUUUUAGUUGAUGCAUUACAAAGUGAUCAUGUCAAAGUAUCGACUGUUGCACUUAAAUGUAUCACUACAUUGUGGACUAUUAGAAUCAGUACGCCGACUUUGGAAGAAAUGGUUAAGGAUAUUGUUAAGACGAUAUUUUCUAUACUGCAUAAGUAUGCCACCUUUGAGAUUAGCACACAGAAUGACAACUACCAUUUAGUAAGGAAUGCGUUUAAGGCAGUAACAGUUUUAGUCCGGAAUGUGAAGUACUACAAUUUAGAAGAAGACCAAUUGAAAAUGCUCCUGCUUUACGCCGAGGAAGAUUGUCAAAACGAUGAGAAACAGGCUAACUCUUUUUCUUUACUAAAAGCUAUAUUGGAGGCUAAAUUAGUAUCGACGGAGUUGCACGAAGUUAUGCAGAAAAUAUCGAAUAUUUGCAUUCUCAGUGAAUCGGCAAAGUCUAGAGACGAAGCUCGUGCGAUAUUCGUGAACUACCUGUCUCACUAUCAGCCCGGGAAACGUUUGGACAAAUACAUACAGUUCUUUGUGACUCAACUCAACUAUGAACUGCAGCACGGUAGAGAAUCUUCCUUGAAGUUUAUUGACAUGAUCAUUAAUAAGUUGAACCCUGGUCAGUUGAAAAACCACGGGGAUUACCUGUUCCUAUCGCUAGGCGCAUGUAUGAUCAACGACAGUGCACCAGAAUGUAGACAAGCAGCUGCUGGUUGUAUAGAGGCCAUCUUAAAAAAGUUGCCGCUACUUGACAGGAACAAACUGUUUGAUUUGGUGCUCACGUUCUUUAAGGACACCCAACCCGUUCAUAUCGAAUUGGCAGCUCAACUAAGCAUACGUUUUGUCCACGUCGAAGAAGAGGAAUUCCAGAGCCGUCUAAACAGCGUAUUGGGUAUAGUCAGCGGCAAAAUCCUCUUACUCAAUAACGACAUAACAGAGGGUAGAUUCGUUAAAAUAAAACUGGAUCACGGUGAAAAGAGUGACGAAGAAAAACAGAAGGAGAAAGACCAUAGUUUAAUACAGAUAUUGAAUCUAAUUGAUAAGAUUACAAUCCAUUGCUCCUGUAGCAUGAAAAAUAAAAAGUUUGUCAGUGAUUAUGAUGAACUGGCACAGCAAUGUCAGGCUUUGUUGGCAUAUCCUCACGCUUGGGUCAGAUUACGUGCAGCUAAAAUUCUAGGCACAAUUUUGUCUCUAGUUUAUAUAGAUGAGUUAAACACGCAGGAAAAGGAUCGAGGAUUUAUUUAUUAUGACACGGAAAAUUCUUUGCGGAGUCUUAUACUGGAUUUGUGUGCUCAAUACUCACCGAAUGUAUCUCAAGAUAUGGCCGAUCAGGUCACAGCUGUUUUAUUCCAAAUUUUAAAAUUAGUGCACGCGAUGCCAUGUUUUGCACUGAGAAAGAAGAUACAAACUGAAGAAAGGGACGAAGAUAGCAAUGCCAAAGUUAAUAUUCGAUGGAUUCUUUUCAAACAAAGGAAGGCUAUAAAUUCGGAGGUCGCUAAAGCACCGAAUUCUAUGAAUAUUAGAACUGCGAUAUUUACAAUGUGGAUGCACUUUAUAAGUUCAAUGGAAACCGAUGAAAUAAACACAAUAAUUGACGUCAUACUGCCCGUGAUCGUUCGGGAACUUUCCACCGGCGACGGACCAUCGUCGAUCGCUAAACAGCUUGCGGGCAGACUUGGGAAGAAGUUGAGAAGGAAAGUUGGGGAGAUCGAGUACAGCAAGAUGGCCGCCGAAGUGCAGACACGGUUAAACGUUAGAAGAGCGGAAAGGAAAAAGAUCUUACUACAAGAGAAGGUAAACAACCCAGAAAGAGCCGCUAAACGGAAACUCCAAUUGAGGGAGAAGAAGAAACAGGCGAAGAAAAUAAAACUGGAAAUGAUGCACGGAAAGAGGCCAAGGGUCAAGAAACGAAAAGCAGAAGAUAUAGACUUCGAAGAUGAUCUGCUAAAAGAUACCGAGGGAUAAUUGUAAAGCGGAUUCAGCUUAUCGUGCCAGAAAUACCUAAAUUUACGACAUUACCGGUACCUAGAGUCUGGACAAAACUCGAAAAAAAAAAACAAGUAGGAUUUUCAGUAACAAUUUUCCUGGUAAAACAACCCGGAUUCGAUUCAAAAUCCAUUGAGCAAUCGAUAGUACGAUGCGUUCUAGCUUCUAGGCGCUUUAGUACAUUUUUUUUUUUAAUAUGUAGUUCUAUUGGCGAUAUUUUGUACGUAUUUGACAUCUUUUUGUAAAUAAAUAUCUUUAAUAUUAUUA
Messenger RNA from Pararge aegeria (speckled wood butterfly), 8726 nucleotides. Its product is annotated as small subunit processome component 20 homolog. Gene Ontology annotation, cellular component: nucleolus; small-subunit processome; 90S preribosome. The transcript is spliced from 14 exons. Lineage: Eukaryota; Metazoa; Arthropoda; Insecta; Lepidoptera; Nymphalidae. The record is from RefSeq and is a predicted model, not a curated record. Bases 123 to 8438 code for a protein of 2771 amino acids.